Messenger RNA from Xiphias gladius (swordfish), 3496 nucleotides. It is a transcript of the gene mlx, whose product is annotated as MAX dimerization protein MLX. The transcript has 8 exons. The coding region runs from base 336 to 1181 and encodes 281 amino acids. Gene Ontology annotation, cellular component: nucleus. Lineage: Eukaryota; Metazoa; Chordata; Actinopteri; Istiophoriformes; Xiphiidae. Gene Ontology annotation, biological process: regulation of transcription by RNA polymerase II. Gene Ontology annotation, molecular function: RNA polymerase II cis-regulatory region sequence-specific DNA binding; protein dimerization activity; DNA-binding transcription factor activity, RNA polymerase II-specific. The record is from RefSeq and is a predicted model, not a curated record.
AUCUGCUGGUUUCCGUGUGUCAGCUGUGAGAAUUUCCUGCUUUUCUUAGUCACAUACGAUAGAUCAGGAAAUAUCUUUGAGUUUUUGGGGCUGAUGGACAGACCAAUCAAGCAUUUUUUUAGACCUUGUCGUGUCGCGUUUUUCACCUGUUGACAUUUCAUAGAGUAAAUAAUCGGCAGGUGAAUCGACGAAGAACAUAUUCGUUAGUUGCAGCCCGUUGUAUUGAUACUUUUACUUAAGUAGAGGAUGUGAAUACUUCUCUCAACCCUGGAUAUUUGAAAGGAGUUCCAUUACCCGCAACGUUUUUGAAGGGUAACGAGGUUGUAAUUUACGAGAUGGACGCAGAGGCAGCAGUGCUGUGCUGUGCUGUGCAUUACAUUGUAUACCAAAAUGACGGACCCGACAACCUCGCCAGAAGACCACUGGAAACCUCUCAGCCUCUAUUUUUCUCCUUUUUCCAUCUUUUGUUGGUGAUGGCACAGCAGACGGACGGUGCGUACAGCGACAGUGGCUUUGACCAUAGUUUCUUUACCGAAACUGCCAGAAAGGGUACCGUUGUGUCCAGGGCCAACAGCAUCGGCUCGACAAGUGCCUCUUCAGUACCAAACACAGAUGAUGAAGACAGUGACUACAGGCGUGAGACGUCGUAUAAGGACGAGUAUAAAGAUCGACGGAGACAAGCGCACACACAGGCUGAGCAGAAGCGUAGGGAUGCUAUCAAGAAAGGCUAUGAUGACCUCCAGUCAAUAGUGCCAACCUGCCAGCAGCAGUCUGAAUUCACAGUGGGAGCACAGAAGAUCAGCAAGGCUACUGUUCUACAGAAAACAAUUGACUACAUCCAUUUUCUUCAUAAAGAAAAGAAGAAGCAAGAGGAGGAAGUUUCUGUACUGAGAAAAGAAGUGAUGGCACUGAAGAUCAUGAAAACGAACUAUGAGCACAUAGUGAAGGCUCACCAGGACAACCCACAGCAGGGAGAUCAGGUGUCUGACCAGGUCAAGUUCAACAUCUUUCAGAACAUCAUGGACUCCCUGUUCCAGUCGUUCAGCAAUUCUGUGUCAGUGAACAGCUUCCAAGAACUCUCUGCCUGUGUUUUCAGCUGGAUUGAGGAGCACUGCACGCCACAUACGCUGAGGGAGUUUGUUGUUGGGGUGCUCCGGCAGCUCAGUGGUCAGCUUUACUGAUCGAGUGAAACCUCUGUGACUGAACUCCCAGACUUUGGGCUUGCUCUGGCCUCUCAGGGUGGAGUAAAAACUUUUAUCUGCCCCAGGCCACACCACAGUAUUUACACGCACUGCAGCUCAUCUGUGACUCCCUGGCUGCAAUUGGAUUACCUCAACCCACGCUUUGGGCAGAGAUGAAAAGUUGUCAAUGGAUUGAGCAGUUUUAUGUUUGAGAGAUCACUUUCGUUUCUCUUUCUGGUUGUAAGUGUACAUACAUAGCUGAGUAUAUUUCAGUCUCUGCUGACUGUUAAUGUGUCUUGCUGUUAUUCUGCUAAGUAAUGCAGAGGAAACACAAGAGCGCAGAAGUCAAAAUAGUAAUAGUUUCAUCAGCAGGACUCUUCUCACAUAUUGAGUAAAUCGAUGGUAUGGCUUCUGCAACCUGUCGGUUUACCCAAUGGGAAUGCGGAGAAGGGUGACGGGAAAACUCAUGAGCUCACACCUCCUCCUCUGUCACGUCAAGCAUAACUGUGUAGCUUAGAGAGCUCCUCUCAGCUCCAGCGCGCACACGUUGCGAGUCAGCCGUGCCAGGUGUGAUUCAAACAAACUCUUAGCUGUAGUGAGACAAACUGUGAGGUUUUUAUAAACGUUGCCGUGAUGAGCCGACAAAAAUGCUGAAAAUCUCAUGGAUGACAGAUUUUGCAAGGUAGAGGCAGCAUGCUGGUCUAAAAUGUAUGAAUCGUUGUCUAUAUACAGUGUAUCGACUUUGACAAUAAUUGAGCUACGCUGCACAUUGUGAAGAGACUCCGUUUAUAUACGGGCAGUUAUUCGGUUGCAGUAAUACCUGUCGUGUUUAUGUGGGAGAUGAUGUUAAAUACAAAGUGUUGAUUUUGAUGAACCUGUCAGACUGCAGUUUUCUCAUCGAUCAAGUGACUUAAAAUCUCACUUGAAAUUUCAGUGGUUCUAAUGCUGACAUGAUAAAUGCUAUUUACUUUGGUUGUCGGUGGCUUUUGUGAUCAGUAACAGUUCAUUAAAAAUGGUGUGAUAGUCGGCAUCGCCGUGAUGAAAAUGUUGUGACUGUUCAGGACUGUGCCCCACACCAGUCACAGGAUCCUGGAGAGAUCCCGAACACAGCCAUGCACAGAUUUACAGCCAAUCUGGGCUAAAUGAAAACAGCCAAUUUUUAUAUAGGUAAAGUUAGAAUUUUGAGUUUUGGUUUUUUUUUACAGCUUUGUUUCCAUUGGCUUUAAUCACAGGGAAACACUAAUUUUUGACCACUUCUUGUCUCGUUGUUUAAUGUAUUUUCUUUUGAUAGUUCUUGUACAAAAGCCGAUUCACACUCAAUAGUGACUUUAUCAGGUAUACCUGUAAAACCGAAUGGUGUUGAAGUGGAUUACAUUACAUUGAGGUUUCUGAUUUACAAACACAUUUAAACAUAAUGCAGUCAAUUGCGACACCACCAUUAACUAUGACUUUAGUAAUAAAAUGAGUUAAAUUAAUUCCUCUCUGAAAGUGUCAACAAAAAUUGAAUGUUACUUUCUUUAUGAAGGUAAAAAUUUAUGGCUGAGUCGUUGUUUUGGAUUACAUUAGAGUUUACAGGUAUACCUAAUAAAGUGGCCAUUGAGUGUAUAUUACCAUCCAAAGAGUGAUGUCAAAUGUUAAAUUUGCCCAAAAUACAAUUUGGAAAGGAAAAGUCAUGUAGCUGGGAACUAGUCUCCGUCCCUGCAGCCAAUUAACCUGUAAAACCUCUUCAGUGUUUUAAGAUAAGAGAGAUGAGUUUGGUUGCUUUGUUGGAGAAAUUCUGUCUGAAUUUCUGCGUCACAAGUUGCUGUCAUGAGAGUAAUAACUUGGCCGCAAUACAGAGAGAAAAAAAAACAGUAAAGGGUGAUAAAGAGACAAGACGGGGGGAAAAAGGGGACAACCCCCACCCCCUCCCCAUAAUACCUGAAAGUCAUGAAUCACUGUCUGUGCUUUAUACUUUUUUUUUAAUACAGUUUUUUUUUAAAAAGGCAGCAAGAGGGACUUAAACAUGUAAUAAGAACAAUGAAGAAUGUAAACCUCUAUAAGUUAUAAUGAAUCACUUGUUGACAUUUUCAUCAUAGGCUCAGGAUCAGUUUUGUGGCUUGAAAAAGGGAAAAAUUAAACAACGUUGCCUACGAGGUGAAAAGCAUCCCUCAGUACUGUCAAAUGAUGUGACAUAGUGUUAGUGUCUCCACAAUGACAAAGCUAUUUUUGUACUUUAAAUUACAAAGUUGUUUUUUCCAUUCAUUCUUUAUUAAAGAUGUACUAUUUGUUCAAAAGACGGGAUAUAAAUAAAGUCAUAUGCUGUGGCUCAGACA